This is a messenger RNA of Trichosporon asahii var. asahii CBS 2479, 843 nucleotides long. RefSeq lists its product as uncharacterized. Lineage: Eukaryota; Fungi; Basidiomycota; Tremellomycetes; Trichosporonales; Trichosporonaceae. The record is from RefSeq and is a predicted model, not a curated record. The coding region runs from base 1 to 843 and encodes 280 amino acids. The transcript has a single exon.
AUGGCUCCGCUGCUCGACCCCAGAUUCUUCCCCCACAUCGUGGCAGGCAUCCUAACCUUGGUCGACUACGCCACUCUCCUUAGCGCAAGACAAGUCUGCAGUGCGAUGCGGGAUCUAGCGGACAUGGAGCUGGAGAGCGGAUACGUGCAGGUCUUGGUUCGGGAGGGCCAAGCGCCGGAAGUGCUUGCCGAUUACUACAAGUGGGUAAAUGGGAGGCCGCAAUCUCCUAAGGACCCCCGUGUGCCCAGUGGGUCAGUUCAUUCUUCACUCGAGUCUCGUGCAAGGGCUGUUCGCAACACCAAGUACAUGUGGCUUCACCAAGUGAACGAAACCACAUACCCUGAGCUUCGUGUUCUUAUCAGCAAUAUCCGUUUCACUUCGCGCAUAGAUUACAGGGAUGACUACCGCUACCCUCUCGUAGGAAUUCAACUACCUGCAGCGCACCACCUGGGUAUCGAAUUGUCAACCUUCUGCGCCUGCAAGGAUCCUGGAAUUAGCCCAACUGGUUGCGGAGAAGGCGUACAGCUCAACGCUUCAGAACUCAGACUCGUAACGUCGGACUACCGCACGGAAUGCGAGAAAUGUCGGGAGAACCCCGAUUUACGAUUCAACUUCGACUGCCUUAUCAACGCCAACCUGAAGGCCCUGCGAAUCAGCUGCACGUAUCCCGAGAGGAUCCUGUCUCAUUUCCGACAUCCUGAUGUUCUGCGCAAUCCCAAUCUGACUAUCACCAUUGUCGCCGCUCCUGCCGGACCCGAAGUGGCAGCGGCCGGACCCAAGUUCGCGCAACGCUUCAACCUCCCCGAGGAUCAGAUUCACGUUGUUUAUGACAAGGGGUGGUAA